Molecule: messenger RNA, 1502 nt
Organism: Salvelinus sp. IW2-2015
Lineage: Eukaryota; Metazoa; Chordata; Actinopteri; Salmoniformes; Salmonidae
Gene: foxi3a
Product: forkhead box I3a
Biological process (GO): anatomical structure morphogenesis; regulation of transcription by RNA polymerase II; cell differentiation
Molecular function (GO): DNA-binding transcription factor activity, RNA polymerase II-specific; RNA polymerase II cis-regulatory region sequence-specific DNA binding
Source: RefSeq, a predicted model, not a curated record
UGUACUGGACACUAAAUACAGAGUGAAAGGAAAAUACCUCUCAGCUGGAAACAGAGGAACAGAUAAUACUGAAGAAAAGCGAGAUCCAGAUUUUUUUUACCAGAGCCAUUUAUUAGACUGAAGAGACCAGCUGCCAAUCCAAGGAUCAGUCUGUGGGUGAGCAUGAUGUCAUUUGUGCCACAGGGCCUCUCCCCACCUCCUUGUGGAACCCAGUACCCUAGCCUCGAACAGGAGCCUCCAGAGUUCAGCCUGUACAGCGACAACUUCUACAGCCCUCCAACCCUGCCUAGCCCGCAGCAGGCCACCCCUACUUCCUACGACCUGGGAGACUACACCAGCCCUCCUUCCAACCCUUACUUGUGGUUCAACGGCCCAGAGCUCAACAGUGUCCCCUACCUAGGUGGGCCCACAGGGCCAGUCUGUGGGCCCUAUGUGCCCCAACUCUACAACAUGCAGAGGCCCUAUCUGGGUGCUGGCGCCCCYAGGGGUGGUGUAGGGGACCUGAGCUGGUUCUCCAUGCCCUCUCAGGAGGAGCUGAUGAAGCUAGCCAGGCCACCCUACUCCUACUCUGCCCUUAUUGCCAUGGCGAUCCACGGGGGCCAAGACAGACGGCUCACCCUGAGCCAGAUCUACCAAUAUGUAGCAGACAACUUCCCCUUCUACAACAAGAGCAAGGCCGGCUGGCAGAACUCUAUCCGCCACAACCUCUCCCUCAACGACUGCUUCAAGAAGGUGCCCCGAGAUGAGGAUGAUCCAGGCAAGGGUAACUACUGGACCCUAGACCCCAACUGUGAGAAGAUGUUUGACAACGGCAACUUCCGUCGCAAGAGGAAGAGAAAGUCGGACUCCCUGCCUGGUGAGGGGGGCUCCUCAGGUUCUGAGUCGUUAGAGUCCAGCCCCAAACACCACAACAACAUGAAUGACGUUUCCAGCUCCUCUGAGCGCGGCCCCUCCCCCAUCUCCUCAGCCCCCUCCCUCUGCCUGAACAGCUUCCUGUCUCAGAUGGCUGAAGUGGGGACGGUAUCAAACACAGUAGUGUCAGAUACCCUCCACAGACCUAGCCUGGCUACAGAGCUGUCCCAACGCGUCUCUCCGGCCCAGAGAUACGGCUCCUACUCGCCCAAUGCUGCGAUGCCUCAGUGGGAGGUCUGUAUGUCCCAUCCACAGCAGCCUACCAUUUCCUCCUCUCCUCCCCUCUACCCUGCGGGCUACAGUGACUCUGUCCUCACCCAGCUCAACAGCCAACUAUACCCAGCCCUGGACUCUGCCUCAAUGCUUUACCCACGGGAAGGCACAGAGGUGUAAGGCACAACUGAUAGAUCUACUGGGUCGUUCCACCAAUUAGGUGCCUUCGAGUACUUUAAUUUGCRGAUUUAAAAACAAAAAAAUUCACCUACUUUUAACAUUCUUUCAUAAAGAGCACUGGUUCAACUUAAUAAAAAACACCCUUUCCCAUCUCAAGAAGUUAAAUAACUAAAAUACUAUAGUAAGUGCCUGUUAAG